Molecule: messenger RNA, 1602 nt
Organism: Cyclocybe aegerita
Lineage: Eukaryota; Fungi; Basidiomycota; Agaricomycetes; Agaricales; Hemipholiotaceae
Source: the annotation of a GenBank genome assembly
AUGCGCCGUCAAGAAACUGAAAACACUGUAUCUGCAUCCCCUGUGUUCCAACAAGCAACCUUACCAUGCGGGCGAGUUGUCCAAAAUAGGCUCGUUAAGGUAGCAUUGUAUGAACACCUUGCCACCUUCAACGGCGGGCCUCCUAACACGUAUCACCACGACCUGUAUUCCGAAUGGGCAGCGCAUGACUGGGGCAUUAUCAUAACGGGAAAUGUACAAAUUGCGCCUGACCAUCUCACCGUUGGACGCGACAUGGUCGUUCCUCCGUCGGUUUUUUCUGGCCAUGUGAUACAGGAAGAGCUCCGGCCUUUCGAGACGCUCGCGAGUGUGAUACACGGAGUUGUAGCUCGGAAGGAUGAAAAGCGGAGUGGUGGUGGGCAAAAGAACGGCACGUUGGCGAUCAUGCAGCUUAAUCACCCUGGUCGACAAUCGAGCAAUUUCAUGGGUGGUCGGAUGCCUUUGCAAGCCCCGCUGGCCCCAAGUGCUCUCCGGGUUAACUCCGGGAGUAACGAAGGACUCGUGUCAAGCAUAGUCAAUGCUAGCUUCUUUCAAACCCCGAAGGAAAUGUCAGAAGCCGACAUUCUGGAAACCAUAGAAAGAUUUACUCGAGCUGCCGUGCUGGCUCAAGAAGUUGGUUUUGAUGGCAUUCAGUUACAUGUCGCUCAUGGAUACCUGCUCUCUCAAUUCCUUUCACAGAAGACGAACAAGCGAAAAGAUGCCUACUCCUACACCAAUGCACUUGAUACCAUCAUCAAAUGUAUCGUCGAUCAAACACGCGCAUGCACUCGCAAAGAUUUUGUUGUCGGCAUCAAGCUGAACGCUGCGGACUACACCUCUCCGGACAGUAGCGACUCCGUGGAGUCUUCACUUACGAAUGGUGAACAGCAAGCUCUGAAGCACCUGCUUGCAAUUGCGAGUUGGGGGACUGUCGAUAUGGUAGAAAUCAGUGGAGGAGACUACGAGAAGCCAGACUUUAUGAAUGCAGAGAACUAUACCUCGAAAUCCGCAAGACAAGCAUUCUUCGCGCGAUUCUCACAUCAAGCUUUGCGUACACUUUCGAGUGUCUACCCGAGUCCAAGUGCAGGCGCGACAGCAUCUUUGACUCCGCCACUGCAACGACCCCUCAUCAUUCUCACCGGCGGCUUACGCACACCCCGACUCCUUCACUCCGCUCUCGAGGCCAAACACGCCGACCUUCUGGGCAUAGGGCGAAGUUCCAUCCUCUGCCCCGACCUACCUUCGCUUCUCCGUGAGAAGCAGCUUUCCGACGACGAACCUUUCGCUGCUCCUCCCGACCUUCGUUUGCCUACCACCCUGUCGCUCCCGCCUCUCAGCUGGCUGUGGGCUCUCGUGCCGAAGGUGAAAGUGAUCGGUGCUGGCGUGAACAUGGCCUGGUACGUCGUCGCAAUGCGACAUAUAUCCGAGUCUAGGGAGCGGACGGGUGGAAAGGGCGCGGUCAGGCCUGAUUAUACCAUCGGUGGACUAGGUGGCCUAUCUUGGAUGUGGGCUUGGACACCCUCGCAUCCUCGUGGGCGUUGGACGAUUCCCUUCCUGUUGGUUACUCUCGUAGCCUUAGUGGCAUACCUCUCGCCCCAUCCUUGA